Messenger RNA from Olea europaea var. sylvestris, 2190 nucleotides. RefSeq lists its product as uncharacterized. The coding region runs from base 235 to 1905 and encodes 556 amino acids. NCBI's taxonomy places the organism in Eukaryota, Viridiplantae, Streptophyta, Magnoliopsida, Lamiales, Oleaceae. The record is from RefSeq and is a predicted model, not a curated record. The transcript is spliced from 7 exons.
UUUGAGGUUCACAGAUAUCCGCAGUAAUGGUAGAAGUCCAAAAUGACCACAGAAUUUUUCUUUAAUCUAAUAAAUACUCUACAGAAGAACUUUUGUACUGAAAUCGCAUCUACGAUUCAAACGAGUAAACUCGGCUUUCUUAGAUUACCUCGGAGCGGAGAAAGAUUUCUCGAUUCUGACAUUUUCCAGUUUUAAAUCUCCAGCCUGAAACACCACGACGCACACUGUGUCAAAAUGAGUAUGAGAUCCGCCGGAUGGCGACGGCGGCGACUGUCGGUACACUUUUUCCUGAUCUCAAGUGCAGUGUUCACUGGCCUGGGCUUAUUGAUCCUCACUCUUAGGUCCAUCGAUCCGUCCACUGACCUUCCGAUCAAGAAUACCGCCAUUCAAAUUGUUGAAAAGGAUGAAAAUCUUUCCAGUAUGAUCGACAGAACUCUUAAUAAAUCUGAAGAUGCUAAGGUUAAAAAGGAUGUCAAAAAUUGUGCAACGGUGGAAGAGAUGGGGGAGAUCUUUAGCAAAAGCUAUCGGGAGGAAAGCCUCAGAGUGAGAAGAAUAAUUCAGAAUCACUUUGCUCUUAAUGGUGCUUCAAGAGUACGAGGAAUCCCUCCAGAUCAGUUCUGCAGGCAUGGUUUUGUGAUUGGAAAAGCAUCAGAAGCUGGUUUGGGUAAUGAAAUGUACAAGAUGUUAACUGCUGCAGCACUGAGUGUGAUGUUGAACCGGUCACUGAUUAUUGGGCAAACCAGGGGUAAAUACCCUUUUGGAGACUACGUCUCCUAUUCCAACCUUUCCUUCACCUUGAAAGAAGUCAAACAUUUAUGGAGACAACAUGGUUGUCUGACAAAAUAUGGAAGGCAUCUAGUGAUGAGGAUUGAUGAUUUUCAGAAACCAGCACGAACGAAUGUUCUCUGCAGCAAUUGGAGAGAAUGGGAUCAACCUAUCAUAUGGUUCCAAAAUACAACAGAUGCUGUAGCUGCUCAGUUUUUCUUAAAGAAUAUACACUCUGAAAUGAGAAAAACUGCUUCUAAUCUAUUUGGUGUGCCCGAGAAUCUUGAACUCAGGCCUAAUGUAUUUGGAGAGCUGAUGAGAGUUCUCAUAUCUCCUUCUGAAAAUGUUGAACGGGCAGUUAAUUGGGCUCUUAAUGAUGGGGCUGAUCCUGAUAUUGCACUGCACAUGAGGAUGCUUAUGAAUGGGUCUGUGAGAGCAGUGCAGGCAGCCUUGGGUUGCAUUAGAAGAGCUGUCAAAAAUCUGCAAUUGAUAUCCAAACCUAAAGUGGUUUUAGUUUCGGAUACCCCUUCUACCGUGAAGGAUAUUGCACGAAAUUUGGCUGAAUUUGCAGAGGUUCUUCGCUUUGAUUAUGAACGUUAUGGAAAUAUCUCCGGAGAAAUGUACAAAUUAAAUAACGUAAAUUUUAGAGUGAAGGAUUGGGGUCCAGCCCCCAGAUGGGUGGCCUUUGUCGACUUCUUUCUUGCGUCACGUGCAAAACAUGCUGUUAUUUCUGGGGCUAACCGACGUGUUGGGACAACUUAUGCUCAGUUGAUUGCAGCACUAGCAGCGGCUAACAGACUCGAAGAGAAUUCUUCGACUCUUCCGAGCAUUACAUUCCUUAGUAGCUUUCAUAGCAACUUGCUUUCAGACGGUUUAAGAUUUCAGGUUGGAUGGGGUCAUAUAUGGAACAGAUUCGCCGGUCAGUUGAGUUGUCACAACCAGCGUAACCAAUGUGCAUUUACCCCACUUCUUCCUCCUGCUUGGUGGGAUGGACUUUGGCAAUCACCUCUUCCACGCGAUAUCCGUAGGAUGGAAGCAUAUGGGAUUCGACUUUCAGGUUUUGGAACAUUUAAUGAUGACCGCUUAAAUUCUUUCUGUAGGUCUAGGAAAAAUGUGGUGGUUACUGUUCCUUUAAUAUAAGCAUUGGGAGUUUUUUUCCCUUGGGAUUCACCUAGUAUCAUUACGCUUUUUCUAGAUUUGUUAAUUCUUUCAGAUUGUUUUAUGCGUUAUGCUAUGCAUAUUAACACUGUUGUAUAUCUAGCUGUGGAGACUCUUCUGUAGAAUUAGACAAUUUCUAAAAAUUCAGAGACUAGUUUGAAGGUGUUAACCUUUCUGGGACGAAAUAGUACGAGCAAAAACGUGUAUUGCAUGUUUGGUUUGUAGUACGCAACAUGGAGAGUAUAAUGAUCGAGAUUUUAGCGUAAA